Molecule: messenger RNA, 426 nt
Organism: Mycena indigotica
Lineage: Eukaryota; Fungi; Basidiomycota; Agaricomycetes; Agaricales; Mycenaceae
Exons: 3
Coding region: 1-426 (141 amino acids)
Source: RefSeq, a predicted model, not a curated record
AUGAGAUUACCGAUUCCCGGUCUGGUAGAGGCAGAGGCAGAGGUUGUGGUGAUUGGGGUGGAGGAAGGGGCAGGGAUAGUGGCUGGGGUGCAAGAGGGCGUGGUGGAGGACCACCUCCCCCUCGUCGCCGUUCCCCUCCUCCCCCUCGUCGACGUCGCUCUCCCUCCCAUGACAAUGACAUCCACAGCUCUCGUUCUCCGCCCCCACAGCGUCGUCGUCGGUCACGUACACCAGAAUCAGACCGUUCUUCUCGGCCACCCUCCCGCUCACCGCCACCCGCUAAAGGUAAUCGCCGUCGUCCACGCUCAUACUCUCGCUCGCGCUCACCGCCGCCUCCCCGCGCCAACCGAAGAGACAGUCGCAUCGCAGCCCCCCACGCAGGAGGAGCAUCUCGCCGCGAGCAAGACGCUAUCGGAGUCCAAGUAG